AAGUGUGCAGCAGCUCUCCACGUCCCACUUUGUGUUCACUUUCACAAGUUGCCACGAAUACAGAGACAGCGGCAUGAUGUGGAGGUUAGUAAGCUGCACACUGUGCCUCUUGGUCUCUGCUCAGCUAUCUCUAUGGUGUGUUUGGGCCUCAGCAGCUGAGCUGGAUGGAGAAGUGAAGAUAGAAGUAGUGUACAAACCCGAGGAGUGCACUCAGAAGAGCAAAAGAGGAGAUCUGAUAAACGUCCACUACGAUGGCUUCCUCGCCAAAGAUGGUUCUCAGUUCUACUGCAGUCGGUCAGACAAAACCGGGCACCCCCAGUGGUUCGUCCUGGGCGUGGGACAGAUCAUUAAGGGCCUGGACCUAGGGAUGGAAGAUAUGUGUCCUGGAGAGAAACGAAAAAUAACUGUCCCACCCGGCCUGGCCUUUGGAGAGAAAGGCAAAGACCCGGUGCCGCCCAAUGCCACGGUGGUCUUUGAGGUGGAGGUGUACUCUGUAUCCAGGGGGCCCCGCAGCAUGGAGGCCUUCAAAAUGAUGGACCUGGAUAAAGACAGUAGUCUCUCAAAGGAAGAGGUAAAGCAAUACUUGCAGCUGGAUUAUGAAAAGGAUGGGAAGCCACGUGACGCCGCUUUCUAUGAGAAGAUUAUGGCGGAUAUUUUCCGCAAGAAUGAUCAGGACAGCAACGGCCACAUCAGUGCCAAGGAGUAUAACAUUUAUGGACAUGAUGAGCUCUAGAGAUCCUGCGGAUUUAGGUUAUGCAAUUAGAGAAAAAAAAGAACAUGAAUGGUUCGGGAAUAAAAGCCAUGUUCACAUAUUCUUACAAUGAUGCAACGGUAUCAAGGGACAUUCUAGGUAAAAAAACCUGAUUAUCCAAGAGUUUUAUUUUUCUUUAAUUUGAUAAUCUCUCUGUUUUUUCACAUAUUUCACCCUUUUACAUUGUUUUCUGUUAAAUGCAGAUGUUCUUUUUACUAUGAGAAUAUUGUAGUGGUGCAUAUUACAAUGACACACAAGAUUGACAAUGUUAGCCAACACUUCAAACCCCUAAAUGGUAUUUAAAUGUUGUUUUGGGGCGGCAUUUUUCCUUCAAAAAGAAAACAGGAAGUAAUCAUGUUGAGGUAUUUGGAGUUCCCUAUAUGUACUUUCCAUAUAACGUAUUUCCAAGCCAAAUAGUAGCCACUCAAUUUUUUAUACGAAGUAUUAAACUAUGCAAGAAACUGUCCAACACCUGGAAAUGUGUUGAUGAAAAACCACUACAUUUUAUGAUUUAAUGUGUUUUAUUUCUGUCUUUAAGUUGUGUCUUUUGGUGAUUAAAUUUGCAGAAGAAAAGCCCACAGUAUUGCACAAAGUUGUGGCUUUGAAACUGUAACAUGACUGUCAUAUGACAUGUUGGUUUACCCGCCACAAGAGAAAGAUCCUAACUUGUCUUCCUGUGAAAUUCCUGCCCUCCAAUCUGCAACAUCACACCAGUGCGCGAUAUAUAUAUAUAGAAGCCCUUAGAAGCAAAUGACAAAAACAUUUUCUAAGCCUGAUCUAAAUUGUUUUUCUUUCCUGAUUUAUGAAAUAAGAACAUGUGGGAAAAAAGGAUUUGCAAAGACAACGUUUUCCAAAGUAAUUAUGAAUGCCUUCGUUCCUAUUGAGAACCGACAUGUUGUACCAUAUUUUAGCCUCUUGUGGCCGGAAUUAAUAUUACAACAACAAACUUUGCCAAAAAUAAAAUCACCUACCAACAUGUUUGCUUUUCACCUAUUCACCGAUUUAAAAAACAAAGAAAUAUGAACCUGACAAAACAUUUGACCUACUUGAUCCAAAAGGGAAAAAGGGAGCUGUUCUUAAGUCAUUAACAGGAGGGACUUCCAUUUCACAUUGCAUCAGCUGUGAUUGAGAAGUUUGAAUACAGUUUGUGAUAAAAAUGCACACAGAUAAAUGUUGCGGUGUGUCAGACCCAUUUACAAGUUUGUUUACAUCUUUAAUGUGGUCCAAAAUAAUGAUAUUGUUGUAUCCAGAUUAACAGUUUUUGUAUUUUGUAACACAAUAAAGAAACCACAGUGAAUGUGGAAAACAACA
Trematomus bernacchii (emerald rockcod) is the source of this 2062-nucleotide messenger RNA. It is a transcript of the gene fkbp7, whose product is annotated as FKBP prolyl isomerase 7. The coding region runs from base 74 to 733 and encodes 219 amino acids. The record is from RefSeq and is a predicted model, not a curated record. Gene Ontology annotation, molecular function: peptidyl-prolyl cis-trans isomerase activity; calcium ion binding. The transcript has 4 exons. NCBI's taxonomy places the organism in Eukaryota, Metazoa, Chordata, Actinopteri, Perciformes, Nototheniidae.